Molecule: messenger RNA, 1059 nt
Organism: Trifolium pratense (red clover)
Lineage: Eukaryota; Viridiplantae; Streptophyta; Magnoliopsida; Fabales; Fabaceae
Product: protein YIF1B-like
Exons: 5
Coding region: 124-972 (282 amino acids)
Biological process (GO): endoplasmic reticulum to Golgi vesicle-mediated transport
Cellular component (GO): endoplasmic reticulum-Golgi intermediate compartment; Golgi membrane; endoplasmic reticulum membrane
Source: RefSeq, a predicted model, not a curated record
AGUAUAAUAUUUGUAGAAGAAAAAGCUUUAAAACGGUGCGUAUUUAGAAUCCAUCGUUUGUUGCUGAUUUUGUUAUCUUGCAUUGCACACUUCACUCCUCUUUUCCAUCUUCACGCAGUGAGAAUGUAUAAUAAUGUCAGGCCGCAAAUGGGGAUGCCUCAAUUUCAUCCUCAACAACCUCCAUCAAGCUCACAACCUAAUGUGUUUGGAAGCUCACAACCUAAUGUGUUUGGGAAUGCAUUUAAUGCUGCUGGUUCUGGACUCAUUCGAGGUGGAUUGGGUGCUUACGGAGAAAAAAUAUUCGGGUCGAGCUCUGAGUACGUCCAAAGCAAUAUAACUCGGUAUUUCUCGGAUCCCCAAUAUUACUUCCAAGUGAAUGACCACUAUGUUAAGAACAAAUUAAAGGUUGUUUUGUUCCCAUUCCUACACCGGGGUCAUUGGACUAGAAUCACUGAACCAGUGGGAGGUAGACUCUCUUAUAAACCUCCAAUUUAUGACAUAAAUGCACCUGACUUAUACAUUCCAUUGAUGGCAUUUGGUACCUAUGUUGUUCUUGCUGGCAUUUCACUGGGUCUUCAUGGAAAGUUUAGUCCUGAAGCUUUGAACUGGUUAUUCAUCAAGGGAUUGGUUGGUUGGUUUAUGCAAACCGCGCUACUUAAAGUGACACUGCUUUCAUUAGGAAGCGGAGAAGCACCACUAUUGGACAUUGUAGCAUAUGCAGGGUAUACUUUUGCAGGCAUGUCUUUGGCUGCUCUUGGAAAAAUAAUCUCCGGUUAUUCCUACUACAUUUUGAUGCCAUGGACCUGCUUAUGCAUGGGAGUAUUCUUAGUUAAAACAAUGAAAAGAGUCCUUUUUGCAGAAGUCAGGAGUUAUGAUUCAAGCAAACACCAUUAUCUCUUGCUCUUUAUUGCCUUGGCUCAGUUUCCAUUGUUCAUAUGGCUUGGAAACAUUACUGUUAAUUGGUUCAUAUGAACUGAUUGUAUUUACACUGUGCUAUAGUAUAACCUCGAUGUUUUUUUGGUUGCGAAUUUUAGAUAAUAGUAACAUGAAUUCUCUCUC